Molecule: messenger RNA, 1651 nt
Organism: Lactuca virosa
Lineage: Eukaryota; Viridiplantae; Streptophyta; Magnoliopsida; Asterales; Asteraceae
Source: the annotation of a GenBank genome assembly
AAGAGAGAAAACUCGUUUUACACAAAGCCAUAAUUACCCAUGGUGUUCUUUUAAUUUAUCAACUUCCUAACUUAUAAUUACACUCUCAAAUUUCAUUUGAUUCUUAUAAAUUGAAUCAACAAAAAUGAAACCCGUUUCUCUUUCACUCACUGUUCUUUCAAUUUCUCUCUGUUGUGCUUACCUCAUUAAGUUCUUAUACAAAGUAUGGUGGAAACCAAUUUGGAUUCAAAGCAAGAUGAGAUCACAUGGAAUCAAUGGCCCUCCUUACAGAUUCUUGCAUGGAAACACCAAAGAGAUCAUGAACAUCAAGAAAUCCACCGACAGAAAACCAAUGGAAGGUUUAGGUCUCCAUAUUGGACCAAAAGUUCAACCUCACAUCUUCUCAUGGAUCAACACAUAUGGCAAUACUUUUGUGCGUUGGAAUGGUCCAAAACCCGAGUUGGUGAUAACGGAUCUUGAGAUUCUGAAAGAAGUUAUGAAUGACAAAAGUGGAGCUUUUCCUAAAGACGAUGUUGAAGGGUAUUUUAAGAUACUAUUAGGUGAUGGUCUUGUGGUAUCAAGUGGUGAAAAAUGGAUAAAGAUGAGAAAACUCGCAAACCAUGUUUUUCAUGCCAAUAGUCUAAGGGAUAUGACACCAACAAUGGUUGCAAGUGUUGAUAUGAUGCUAGAAAGGUGGAAACAAUACGAAGGAAAAGAGAUAGAGGUUUAUGAAGAGUUUAAGUUGUUAUCUUCAGAUAUCAUUUCUAGAACAGCUUUCGGAAGUAGUUACGUUGAAGGGAAAUACAUUUUUCAAAUGGUCAGGAAGUUGACCACUAUAAUUGCUAGAAAUGCAUACAAGACACGACUUCCCAUCUUCAAGACAAAGGAUGAUGCGGAAUCUAAAAUAAUUGAUCAUAUGAUGCGAGAAUCUAUCAUGGACAUUGUGAAGAGAAGAGAGAAGGAAGCAAGUGGCGAAGUAGAUAACUUUGGUGUUGACUUUCUUGGAUCGCUUAUGAAGGCUAAUCAUAGCAUUGACCAUGGCUACAAAGUUACAAUACAAGAUAUAAUCGAUGAGUUCAAGAACUUUUACAUCGCGGGACAUGAGACCACAACAGGAUUGCUAGCAUGGUCGAUUUUCCUUCUUGCAGUUCAUACAGAUUAUCAAGAAAAAGCAAGGGAAGAGAGCUUUAAGUUAUUCGACAAAAAGAACCCUAAUUCCGAUGUUCUUUCCAGAAUGAAAAUGAUAACCAUGAUCAUUAACGAAACCCUAAGACUAUUUCCUCCUGUACUUUUACUUAUAAGAAAAUCAAAGCAUGAUGUUAGUUUGGGAGCACUCAAAAUUCCGGGCAAUGUAAGACUUAAUUUCCCUAUUUUAUUUGUUCAUCACGACACUCAAAUAUGGGGAGAAGAUGCUCAUUUAUUCAAACCAGAGAGAUUUUCUCAAGGAGUUGCUAAAGCUACUAACAACAACCCUGCAAUGUUUAUUCCCUUUGGUUUGGGGCCUCGAAGUUGUGUAGGAUCCAAUUUUGCAACUAAUGAGGCCAAAAUUGCAUUGUCUAUGAUUCUACAAACCUACUCCUUCACCUUGUCUCCUACGUAUAUUCACUCACCCUGUGAGCUUUUGACUAUUUGUCCAAAAUUUGGUGUUCCUGUGUUCCUUUGUCAUCUUUAA